UGAGGAUUAUACAAUUUGAAUCGGUAUCGAUUCAUUCCGGCAAAUAACUGUCAACAUGAAAAACGUGUACAUCUUUGUUUUGACAGUACUUUUUUCUCAAGUUGUGUCUGAUUCGGACCAUGGGGAUGCAGUUAUCAGUUACACAUCAGAGAACUUUGAUGACGCUUUAGACAAAGCUAAACAUUUCGUUAUGUUUUAUGCUCCAUGGUGUGGACAUUGUAAGAGAUUGUCCCCUACAUGGAACGAGUUAGCUAAGUUAUACAACCCCAUGAUAGAUCAACCACUUAUUAUUGCUAAGGUGGAUUGUACAGUAGAAACUGCUCUUUGUGCCAAACAUGAAAUCACAGGAUACCCCACUCUGAAGUUCUUCCCUGACAGAUAUUCUGAAGUUGUACGCUACAAGUCAGCAAGAGAUCUGCAGUCCCUUCAGACUUUCAUUGAGGAACAGCUGUCAAAUGCUCCAGAACAGACAGAGGAGAAGAAUCAGCCGUCGUCAGGACUGUUUGAUCUGACCGACGACUCCUUCCCUAAACACAUAGAGAGAGGGAGCCACUUCAUCAAGUUCUACGCUCCGUGGUGCGGUCACUGUAAGCGACUGGCCCCCACCUGGGAGGAACUGGCCAUGCAUUACCUGGGGCAGGAAGAGGUGUCUGUGGCUAAGGUGGACUGUACUGUACAUAGGGCUACGUGUGAUUCCUAUGGAGUCCGGAGUUAUCCCACCCUGUAUUUCUUUAGGAAUGGAGAAAAGGUGGAUGAGUACCAGGGAGGUAGGAGCCUGGAAGAUCUACUGAACUAUAUGGAGAUCCAGCUCUCUGCGAAGAAUGAAAAUGCUGAUCGCACUGACGAGAAAAUUCCCGACGCCAUACCAGAAGAAAAGGAACAGGAACAGGAGGAAAACCUGGAAGCUGUCUUUGAGUUGGAAGCUGACAGUUUUACAGGGGGAAUCAGUGAGGGACUUGUCUUUGUCAAGUUUUAUGCACCAUGGUGUGGUCACUGUCAGAGACUGGCCCCCACAUGGAAGGAGCUGUCCAAGGAGAUGGCCCGCUACCCUGUGGUCACCAUCGCUAAGGUGGACUGCACCGUCAGUACGAACAUCUGUAAGGAGAAUGGGGUCAGAGGAUACCCGACACUGAUUCUCUUCAAGGAUGGACAGAAAGUAGCAGAAUACACAGGAAGUCGUGACCUUGGUGACCUUGUGGAGUUCAUGCUUGAGCACAUCCAACAGGAAGUCCAUGAUGAGCUGUAACCAUAGCAAUCUGAUCAAAUUAUUAAUGAUUUAGACUGUGAAUGAAACCUGCUGAAAUUUUCUUUUCUCUUUGAUAGGAAGACAGAUAUAUUAGUCCCACUUUUUAUCAAUUUUUGUUUUAUGUUUUUCCGUCCAGUUUAUAUCAGGGUGGGUAAAUACUGGUGGAAUUCCCUCAUUCAUACAUGGAAAUUAAUCAGUCAGUUUGUAUUCUGAAGAUCAGAGAUAUUUUCUUAGAUUGAUCUGGUCAAAUAUUUUUAAGUAAAAAAGAUAAAUUCAUUUGUCUUUUUAUGACUUUCAAGUAUCGUAUGCACUUUGUAGAUAUGUAAAUUUUUAAGGAAAAAGUUUUUUUGAUGAGUAAAAUGCAGUCGUUGUCCUGUAAAUUUAGUCCUUGUGACCAUUAGGACUGCAAUGACAAUGUUUUUCUGAUUGAAUUUAGCUGCCUCUUUGAACAUUUUACAUUUGUCAGAUGUAUUUAAAAUUGUGUUCUUUAGUGAGUGAAAGAUAUUACUACAUGUAGUUCUUUGGUAAUUGCUGAUUGUGAUGGAAGAGUGCUUUUAUGAUCUUUGAAUAUUCUUGUAAGCAUUUUAUGCAUGCUGAGUCCUCCAUUGUACUAAGAGCCUUUUCUAGAGAGGGUUGGGGUAAAGUGAACAGCUGAGAAUCAGAUUCAUCAUUAUAGUACAGUAUCACCAAAUAACGCUUUAUGUCACACAUGUAAAAGAAUCUGUCCCUUUGAAUAGUGCAGAAGAUGUUGUGUCCGAGUACCUACCCGUUCAUAGUAUAGAGACGGAAAUUAAGUAUAUAAUUAUACACAGAUUAUAUUUCUUAUGAAUUUGAUCUAUUUUGAUUACCUUGGUAGAUUGUGUAUAUUUAGCUCCAAUUGCAUACAUGUACAUGUAUUUGUGUUCGGUAAAAAAGGUUGUGUGUCAUGCUGCUUGGGAUUUUUGUCAUCAUACCAUGUAAUGUACCAGCAUUUAGUGUACUGGGUAUAUCACAAGUAUUUAUGUAAUGAAGUUAUAAACAUCUACUUAUAUGAGACAUAUGAUAUUCAAUUUGAUCAAAUUCAGUACAUACACAACCAAGAGUUAUAAAAUGUUACUUAUGGAAAAUACACAUGUAUACAAAUAUCAACUGUGAAUGGUUCAUGAGCCAUUGAAAUGGAUCAACAGAGUAACUAAUGUAAAAGGAUUUGUGUAUAUGUUUAGGCACAACAAAGAUCUGUUUUUCUUACCUCAUUUAUAGCCUUUUGUUCAUUAAAUUUAAAUGUAUUCACAUUUAACUUUAUAAAACUUAUUUUGAACACCGUUAUCAAUCAAAAAUUGUUUUUGUCUAUACCUUCAUUCAACACCUUGUGAAUAUAUAUUCGAACAGUCACCUAACAAUCAUUUGUAAAAUAGAGGAUACGCGUUUUUACCGUUGAUGUGUGCGAAAUGUGUGUCACAGAAGUCCUUUUCAAAGUAUGUAUUUUAUGUCAUGUCAUAUUUCUUUUCAUGUAUACGUGAAAGGUAUUUCUUUUUCUCCUUUAUUAUUGAUCAAAUUUUGACACAGAACAUCCUGUACUGUAUAGUUGGUGUGUGGCGUGAUUGAUUUCAUAAAAUAUAUCACUAGUUUGCCUCAAAUUUUAUAUUUAUUUUAAAUCAUUAUGGUGUAAGCUUUUCAACAAUUGUUUGUGCAGAUUUUUUUUUUCAUUUGCCUGUAAAGCAUGUACUGUACAGAAGUCAUACUGCGCAUUGUUUAUUCCACUUUGUAUUUAUCAAAAGUGACUUAUAAAUUAAUAUUAGUGUUGUCAAAUCGGACAUAAAUUUAUAUACUAAAGAGGGAUUAAUUCUUAGAACAUGGUCAAUAGCAUAUGAAUAUUCUAUCGUUGUUAAAAAUUGCAUCCAUAUGUUUAAUGCAAACUGAUUUGAAAUCAAUUGAUAAAUAUGUUUAUUGGAAAUUAACUUCAUGAAAUAAUUGCAUUUUGACUUUAGAAUUAUGUUGUGUGGAACUUCAAGUGAUGUAUAAUCAAUAAAAAGAGUAGAUAUUUAA
Molecule: messenger RNA, 3271 nt
Organism: Saccostrea cuccullata (small rock oyster)
Lineage: Eukaryota; Metazoa; Mollusca; Bivalvia; Ostreida; Ostreidae
Product: thioredoxin domain-containing protein 5-like
Exons: 9
Coding region: 56-1246 (396 amino acids)
Biological process (GO): protein folding
Cellular component (GO): endoplasmic reticulum
Molecular function (GO): protein disulfide isomerase activity
Source: RefSeq, a predicted model, not a curated record